Molecule: messenger RNA, 4192 nt
Organism: Melanotaenia boesemani (Boeseman's rainbowfish)
Lineage: Eukaryota; Metazoa; Chordata; Actinopteri; Atheriniformes; Melanotaeniidae
Gene: slc39a6
Product: solute carrier family 39 member 6
Exons: 12
Coding region: 230-2563 (777 amino acids)
Biological process (GO): zinc ion import across plasma membrane; intracellular zinc ion homeostasis
Cellular component (GO): membrane
Molecular function (GO): zinc ion transmembrane transporter activity
Source: RefSeq, a predicted model, not a curated record
CGGGUUUGCCGUCUUUGUGCACACGGCACCGGACUGGUGCAGAGCGCACAAACCCAACGUGUUAAUGUUUACCUCUGGAGUGUGUGUCCACAUUCAAACACCGACACGCAUGGCCGCUCGUACAGACGGAGAUGGAUCUGAUUAAUUUUAUGGUUUUAUUUCACCAGCGGACGGAGGCCGAGACCGGGCGGCAGCACGAGGCCCGAGGCCGGGCCGCGGCCACCUGACGAUGAUGACUGAGGAGGCGGGUGCAGCCGUGCUGGCUGUGAUGCUUCUCUUUGCUGUGAGCGACGUCCGAGCCGGUUCCGACUGCAGCCCAUCCACCGCGCAGGCGAACGGCGGGACGGGUUUCCUGUCGGCGGUGGUGGACCCGCAAAGAGCCGAGCAGAGCCGGAGGCAGCACCUGGAGGCUCUGUUUUACAGAUACGGAGAAAAUGGCAGCAUCUCUCUGGCCGGGUUAAAGCGUCUUCUGCAGAGCGUCGGGCUGGACCGCAUCAGAACCGUUAUGGUUCAGCAUCACGAACAGCCCGGCCAUCACCACCAUGAACAUGAAGGUCAUCAUCACCAUCACCACAACCACGAGCCUCACGACCAUGGCAAAAACCUGCAUCACCAGAGGCAUCUCCAUGGCAACCAGUCUCAUCCCGGCAAGUUUCCCCAGAAUCAGGACGGUGCGCAGAGGAAAAGAAGAGCGGUGGCGGUGACUGCUCAGGUUACCGGAUCCACGGCGGCACACAGCGCCCAGCUGGUUGGGAAGCUACAAGAUGGAAGCUCGGGUCACCCGAGUCCUGCAGGAGAGGAAGCCAUGACGGUGACCCCAGCCAGAGCUGUCACGGAGAGUCAAACACAGGCAGCUGCAGUCAGUAGGGGGGAUGACCGCAACCACGACCACGACCACGACCACGACCAUGACCAUGACCACGACCACGACCAUGACCACGACCACGACCAUGACCACGACCACGACCACGACCACGACCAUAUGAACCAGGAUCGUCUCCACAACCCAAGUCUGGACUCUGCAGAGUGCCUGAACGCCUCCAUCAUCCUCUCCUCACACGGGAUGUCCCAGGAAAUUGGCGUGACCCUCCAGGACUUCAGCUACCUCUGCCCCGCCCUCCUCAACCAGAUAGACCUGGGAGCCUGCAUCUUGCACGAAGAAUCUUCGCAACAUCCGGAGAGAGAGCAUAAACAUCACAAACAUGCUCAUGGUCACCAUGGAGACCACAACCACUCAGCCCACAACCACAGCGAGCACGGCAGUGGGGGGAUUGGCAGGAACAUCGCGACAGCGUGGAUCGGCGGCUUCCUCUCCAUCACCAUCAUCAGCAUGCUGUCUCUGCUCGGCGUCGUCCUCAUCCCCCUCAUGAACAGAGUCUUCUUCAAGUUCCUCCUCAGCUUCCUGGUGGCGCUGGCUGUCGGCACGCUGAGCGGCGACGCCUUCCUGCACCUCAUCCCUCACUCUCAGGGAAGCCACCAUCACCACCACGAGGAGCCGGGCAUGCACCUGGAGGAGCAUCACCUCCACGACGAGCGAGAGGAAAACAUGGACGCCGUGUGGAAGGGUCUGACCGCUCUGAGCGGCGUCUACUUCAUGUUCCUCAUCGAACACUUCCUGACGCUGGGAAAGAUGUACAAAGACAAGAAGCAGAAGAUCCAGAAGAAGUGGGAUCAGAAGGACAAAGCAGACCUGGAGAAGCAGCCGGCUCUGGAGGAGAACGACCUGAAGCCGAGUGAAGACAUCGAGACGAACGGCGGCGGGGCGCUUGGCGAGCUCUCCUGCAGCCUGCAGGGCAGCAGCGUGGCGGAGGAGGAGCAGGUGAUGCUGGCGCCGCAGGUGUCCGUCGUCUCGCCGCAUGGUUACGGCCCGUCUGCAAGCGCUGCUGCCUACACCGCAGAGGACUGCGAGAACAAGUGCCACUCCCACUUCCACGACACGGUGGGCCAGGCCGACAGCAUGCACCACCACCACCACGACUACCACCACAUCCUGCACCACCACCACUCCCAGAACCACCACCCCCACAGCCACUCCCACUCCUACUCGGAGCAGCACUUCCAGCAGGCCGGCGUGGCCACGCUGGCGUGGAUGGUCAUCAUGGGGGACGGGCUGCACAACUUCAGCGACGGCCUCGCCAUCGGAGCUGCCUUCACUGAGGGUCUGUCCAGUGGUCUCAGCACCUCGGUGGCGGUUUUCUGCCAUGAGCUGCCUCAUGAGUUAGGGGACUUUGCGGUGCUCCUGAAGGCUGGUAUGACGGUGCGCCAGGCCAUCCUGUACAACGUGCUGUCGGCCAUGAUGGCAUAUUUAGGCAUGGUGACCGGGAUCCUGAUCGGGCACUACGCUGAAAACAUCUCCAUGUGGAUCUUCGCCCUCACAGCCGGGCUGUUCAUGUACGUGGCCCUGGUGGACAUGGUGCCCGAGAUGCUGCACAACGACGCCGGCGACCACGGCUUCAGCCACUGUGGCUUCUUCCUCCUCCAGAACGCCGGCAUCCUGCUGGGCUUCUCCAUUAUGCUGCUAAUCGCUCUCUUUGAGCAUAAAAUCCGUUUGGACCUGGACUAAUGGAGGGGAGGCGUCCGGUCCGAGCCCCAUGCAUUCCAGCGUCUUCGUCUCAUGUCUUUUUGUUGUCAGACACUCCAGCCUCCUGCUUUAGUUCACGUUUCACAUGGUUCUUACUGAAGGCGACGCCGGCGAGCUGGUGGAAGCAGAAGUCAACGUGUUCAGUGUUUACGGAGCUCAGCUGGAGAUACGGCUCAGAGAAACUUCUUUUUUUACUUUGGUUUAACCUUCAUCAGACUGGUGAAGAGUCCUGAAGCAGCUGGAUUUAUCCUGGUUUUAUUUUUCUGUCUGUGUUCAAAGCCGAUCAGUGUUACAGUCGAUCCUCACCGAGCCGAGUUACACGUUCACACCAGCUGAUGUGAGCAAACAUAAACUUCCCUGAUGUUACAUCAUUUAAUGUCAUCACAUUCUGGAGCCAAAGACGACGAUCACUAAUUAAUCUGUUCGUGUUUGGGUUGAAAAAUGUGAGUUUCCUCGUUAUCUACCAGAGCUCCAACACUGUGAAACCAGAAGGAAUAAAAUCUGGAUUUAUUCAUGUUUUAUAAGCUAAAAGCUGGAAGUCAGAGCAGAUUUUUCCCUCUUUGUGUUUAUUGUGACUCAGUUUUCCUUCUGUUUGUCUGUGAUGAAGAAAACCUCUCUGAGGUGUUGAUAACCUGAAACAAGGCUCGGGUGUGUUCUGGUCCACUGAGGCGAUGCAGGAAGAGGUUAAAGGAGUCAUGUGACCCUCGUCAGCAGGUUGAAUCUAAGAGCUGGACCUGGAGCUGCUCGUGGUUGUGAACAAGUCUGGUGAGGAGCAGAAAUACCAGCAGCUGUAUGUAAGCGAUGAAGAAGAUCAUCAUGUUGAGUUCAGCUCCAAUCCAAACAUGUUUUAAAUGUUAAAUAAAGUUUUUGUUUAAAGUGACUGAUAUAUCUCUAAGCCAGAGCAGAAAAGUUUCAUCAUAUUUCUGUCAAAAAUGAGUUUCUAACAUCAUCAUGUUGGUAAAAAUGUAAUAUGGUGCAUCUUGGAGCUUUUAUUCACGUGAAGGUUUCAGCGUGAGGGUUUGCUGAGUCAGCAGAAAGUCCGUCCAGCAGGAGCUGAGUCUGUUGAAGGUUGAAGCUCUGAGUGAUCUCGCAGCAGAAGUUUGAUUUACAUUCAGCUUGUUAUUGUCUGCCGACGUUUCUGAUUCCUGCAGAGCCAAAAACUGGAAGUAAAUUCUUCCCACUGACAGGAGGAACUCAGCAGUGGGAUCAGUGGGACUUUCUGGGUGGUUUUUAUUGGAGUAAACGCAGCAGCUGAAGAGAAAACUAACAUGUAGAAAGUCUGUUGGUCUUGUUCUGGUCUUCCUCUUGUUCAGGUUGAACAUGGACUCACAGCAGCAGAAAAACUGAUGUUUAAGCACAAAGUUUCCUCACAGCUUGUUGAUGAAGCAGUGAUUCUGUUCCAUGUAUUAUAUUCCAGUAUGUGUAAAUACUCUGAUGUAAAUGCUGAACACGGAUUUGUUUCAUUUGCUUCACCGACAGUGAUGCUUGUUGUGAGAAAACAGAAAAAUGUGAGAAAUCAUUGAUGAGAGGCGGAAAGUGGUUUUAAUUAGUGAUUCUUUUAUUUAAUGAAGGACAAAUUUAUGGGUGAAUAAAAUCAUAAAAACACUUUAA